Tetranychus urticae (two-spotted spider mite) is the source of this 591-nucleotide messenger RNA. RefSeq lists its product as uncharacterized. Lineage: Eukaryota; Metazoa; Arthropoda; Arachnida; Trombidiformes; Tetranychidae. The record is from RefSeq and is a predicted model, not a curated record.
AUACUGAAAAGCAUAUUUUGAUCAACUUUCAUUUUCCAAUGUAAUCGUGCUUCAAUUUCACCAUUGCUUCAACGAGUUUAAUUCAACUUCAACAUGAAGCAGUUGUGCCUGAUUAUUUUAAGUUUAUCUGUUAUUUUUAAUUGCACCGAUGGAUCAAAUGAUAUUAAAGAUUUUAAAUUAUUUUGUGGACUGCUUGAGCUUUCGGGGAAAAUUGAACAGUCAAAGGAAUUGAAAGAUUCAAAGUGCUUUACUCAAAUAAUUCCCAAACAAAUACAAGAAAAGAUAUUCAAAUGUUAUGGUGACUUGAUAACGACUCGAAUCGCUGAUACAAAUGAUGUCUGUUUAGUCAAGAAAGAAAUGCCGGAAUCACUGAGAUAUGUUGUCACUUGUUUGCAUCAAGCUUUUGAUGAGUUACUUAUUGAUGUAGUCAAUAUUUGCAUACAAGAUGAAUUGGAAAGGGUCAAGAAUCAACAAUUUGAAUCAUUGUUCAUCUCAAAAUGAAAUCUAUUUGCUCGUUGCAAUUGAAAACUAAACUGGAUAAGUUGAUGUAAAUGAUCCAUAUUCAAGAUUAAAUCAAUUUUUUUCAUUGAA